Messenger RNA from Pterocles gutturalis (yellow-throated sandgrouse), 1256 nucleotides. It is a transcript of the gene NEMP2, whose product is annotated as transmembrane protein 194B. The record is from RefSeq and is a predicted model, not a curated record. Gene Ontology annotation, cellular component: nuclear envelope. The transcript has 8 exons. NCBI's taxonomy places the organism in Eukaryota, Metazoa, Chordata, Aves, Pterocliformes, Pteroclidae. The annotation marks the transcript as partial.
GUAGAAGCUGUCACAUUUUGCAGGAAAUGGAUGUCAUCCAGAAACGGGAGGAAAACUGUUAUUGCUACAUGCAAAACAGAACAAUGCACUUACAGUACGUUUGGUCGACUCUUCAGGUAAAAGUUAACAGCAGAGAAAUAUUUAGGUUCGAGCCUAUUUCAGAACAAAGCAACUGUCGUAAUUCGGAAACUGUUUUUGAGUUUGCUGCAUGUGCUGUUCAAAUCUUCUGGAAACCAGAGACAUCUACAGAAACUUUCCUAAGCAUAAAACAAUAUGGAGAGGAUAUUUGUUUCAAAAUACAGCCCUUCAAAACAGAACUGUACACUGUGAGCGUGAAACGAGAAAUGCUAGAUGGAAAGCUCUUGUUUUUGUUCAUAGCUGGAAUUUUUCUGUUCCAUUUUGCAAACAGCCUGAGCAGGAGUACCAAGUUCUUUUACCUUUCUGGAAUAAUACUGGGUGUUCUUGCUCUGCUAGUCUUUGUCCUGUUGACACUUAAAAGGUUUAUUCCAAGGCACAGUACCUUCUGGAUCUUAAUGAUUGGCUGCUGGAUGUCCUCUCUCUAUUUUAUUUACUGCUUCAAAGAGAAUAUGCAGUGGCUGUGGUCUGAACACAGAACCUACUUGUUGGGGUAUUUUCUGUCUGUUGGACUCGCCAGCUUCACCACUUGCUAUCAGCAUGGGCCGCUUACCACUGAACUAAAUAUAACCUUGUUCGCGUGGACGCUACAAUUAACGGCCUUUGUCUUGAUUUAUUGUGGUGUCACCAUACCUCAGGUUGCAUAUGCAGUAAUAGCAGCCAGCCUCUGUUCAAAAGGCCUGUGUUACCCCCUCGGUGCUGCUUGUCACAUUGGCAGAAAAAUGAAGAAUCACUUUAAAUCAAAAAAGUUAGUGUUUAAAUACUUUACUGAGGAAGAGUAUCGAGAACAAGGUGAAACAGAAACUAUCAGAGCUCUGGAGGAGCUACGCUCAUUCUGCAGGAACCCUGACUUCCCAUCAUGGUUAGCUGUAUCCAAACUCCAGUCCCCACACAGGUUUGCAGAUUUUGUUCUGGGAUUUCCCCACGUCUCACCUGCAGAAGCAAAGGUGCAUGAGGAGGAAUACGGUAUCGGGAGCUUUUUCCUGGAAGAGCAGCUCUUUGAGACAAUGGCAGAAUCUGAGCAAAAUGAUCCAGCCAGUUCCAUCCACGAAGAAGAGGAGGAGGAUGAAGAUGAAACGCAUAAACAAAUUUCAUUUCCAUAUGCUACUGAGUUGCUCUGA